Molecule: messenger RNA, 1746 nt
Organism: Suncus etruscus (white-toothed pygmy shrew)
Lineage: Eukaryota; Metazoa; Chordata; Mammalia; Eulipotyphla; Soricidae
Product: mitochondrial fission regulator 1-like
Biological process (GO): aerobic respiration; mitochondrial fission
Cellular component (GO): mitochondrion
Source: RefSeq, a predicted model, not a curated record
GGGAGUACGCUGAGGUGGACGCGGGGCUGCCUCGCGGCUGCGUGUGCUUUAAUGGACCAUGUGCUGCUGUAUAUGCCUGAAGUACUUGAAAUGCAAAUUUGGAGAGAUUUUGCCAUCUAAAUGCUUGACUGAAUUAAGUGUCUAAUUAGAAUGGUAUUUCUACAAGUUGGAGUAAGCAUGCAAUCGGUACUUUGGUCUGGGAAGCCAUAUGGUUCAUCUCGAAGUAUAGUAAGGAAAAUUGGUACUAACUUAUCUCUGAUCCAGUGUCCAAGAGUUCACUUUCAGCUUCCCAGCCCUGCAACAGAAUGGAGCCCCAGCCACUCGGGAGAGGAGACAGUGGCAUCAUUUGCUGAUGUUGGAUGGGUAGCCAAAGAAGAAGGAGAAUGUUCAAUGAGACAGAGGACAGAGGUCAGGUCAAGGCAAUCCUCCCUUCAGGAUGAACUUCAUUUCUUUGAGAAGCCCCCGAGCAGGCAUAUUUCCUUACCAAACCUGUCUUCAGAGGAGCCUCAAGCCAAGACUUCAACUCUGGCGAGUGACGAAGCUUUGCAGAAGAUCAAUGCCCUUGAAAAUGAACUUGCUGCACUCAGAGCUCAGAUUGCCAAAAUUGUGACCCUGCAAGAGCAUCAGCAUCUCGCAGCAGAUUCUGCUGCAUCUGUUACUGCCCCACCAGCCCCACCCCCACCCCCUCCACCCCCUCUGCCACUCCCACCGCCUCCUCCCUCCGGACUCCACCAAAGUAAAUCUGCUAUUGACCUGAUUAAAGAGAGAAAAGAGAAGAAAGCCAGUGCCGAAAAGAUUUUGGUUAAGGACUCUCCAAAGAAACAUGACAUGCCAAAUAUGCUAGAGAUCCUCAAAGAUAUGAACAGCGUGAAGCUUCGGUCAGUAAAAAGGCCAGAACAAGAGAUGAAGCCCAAACCUGUAGAUGCUACUGAUCCUGCUACUCUCAUAGCAGAGGCUCUAAAAAAGAAGUUUGCUUAUCGGUAUCGAAGCGAUAGUCACAGUGAAGUUGAAAAAGGAAUUACAAAGUCUGAAUCAGAGGCCACUUCAGAAACAGUAUUGUUUGGGCCACACAUGUUGAAGUCUACAGGAAAAAUGAAGGCCUUAAUUGAAAAUGCAUCAAAUUCCUAACAGACAACAAUGAGCUGAGAAGGACGCUGUUCAGCUGAUGACUUGUUAGGUCUGAGUAGAAAUCAACACUAUUAGUAAUACCUGACUUUAGUAUUCAGUGGUCUCUUUAAAUCUAAUGAGAGGAUUAAGCAAGAACAAAAACUGUCUUUGUUCUUGCUUUUAUGAGAAGGUCAGUUCUGAAGUUUCGUAAAGUGUAUUCUGAUAUACAGCAUGUUUUUUAAUGCCAUAGCUGGAGUGUUUAGCUUUCCAGUCUUAAAAACAAUUAUAUAGGGUUCAGAACAAAGAAAGGAAGGACAUUUAUAGGUAUGAUUUUUAAUUCUGAACACUAAUUUAUCUGUACAGAUGUCUUUUAUGCAUAUACUUGGAUAUAAAACCAUCUGAAAAUUUUAGAGGUGACGGCAAUAAGAAUACUUUGGUCAUUUAUUUUCAGUGAUAAUUUUGUCAAUGAUACUUUGGUAUAACACAAGUUGUUGGAGUGAAGUCUUUGAGACUGGACUCUUUCUUGCCUUAAACGGAACAUUUAUCUGAGAUUCUCUCUCACAUUUUCUUGGAAAUGUGAAUAGGAAUCAAAAAUUGUUCACUGCUGAAGUUCAGUGUUACUUUAAAGGGAAGUCAAAA